This is a messenger RNA of Octopus bimaculoides (California two-spot octopus), 2910 nucleotides long. RefSeq names its product E3 ubiquitin-protein ligase MARCHF4. The record is from RefSeq and is a predicted model, not a curated record. Gene Ontology annotation, molecular function: ubiquitin-protein transferase activity; zinc ion binding. Lineage: Eukaryota; Metazoa; Mollusca; Cephalopoda; Octopoda; Octopodidae. Gene Ontology annotation, biological process: protein ubiquitination.
AUCAGCUGUUUCUUCCACUCAAAUCUAGAUCAACGACUUCCCACUACCCAAUAACAAACAAUUCACCACUGAAGCAGUAGAUUACUAUUAUUAUUAUUAUUAUUAUUAUUACUACUACUGUUGUUGCUGUUAUCUUAAUUAUAUAUACAUGUCUAUGUACGUUCCUGUAUACAUAUACACGCCAUUUAUCAGACACGCACAGACACAGACCUUAUUCAAGUCUUGUCAAGACGGAGUUUAACCAUUUGCUUGCCGGAGAUGUUAUGUAACUUCGCUCAUGUCUUUAUUACUCUCAGCAUUCGAGUUGGAUUUGAUUAAUUCUUCUUAAUUGCCAGCUGUUGGUUGUGAAUUAUUAAAUCUCACCGAAUUCAUUAAUUAAAACCGUCCUUUUCACUGUUGAUUACAGAUUAGCCAAGUUAGUGGUAACAAUGUCAGAGUAACUUAAUAUGCAGUCACUCCUCCACUUACAAUACAAGAUGCUUGCAUUAAAAUACUCCUGAGCCAACCAAAAAUGAUGUAUGGAAUGAAUGGAUUUAACGAUGACUCUAACGAGUAUGUCAUGGUACAAGUGACACCUUUACCAAGCGGUGAAGUAACUCCUCUUCAAAGUUACAAUAAUACUCCAUUGACAAGUGCAAACGCUACUCCUUUACCAAUAAAGAAAUGGCCAUGUUCCAAUGAUUCAGAUACAGGCACUGAUAUCUUACCAAUUUGUAGGAUUUGCCAUCUUCCAGGAGAUAAAGAAGAUAGCUUAUUCAAACCAUGUCGGUGCUCAGGAACAUUAAGAUUCAUUCACAAUGGAUGUCUCAUGUCAUUGGACUGCGGCCAUACUGGAGCACUGCCUUUAGUCGAGCAAAUCAACACUCAGGACUUAUUCUUUAAAUGGAUUGAAAUAUCUACUAAAAAGUCCAAGAAACCCCCUCGCUGUGAGUUAUGUCAUUAUGAAUUUCACAGACACAAACGUUUUAAGAUGCACAACUGGCAAUGGCCACGAGUCAGUGGGAAAGAUAAAUGUUUACAUGCAGUGUUUUUCAUCAAUUUGCUGAUUAUGAUCUCCUGUGCAGUAGCAACAGUAAUGUGUUUUCUUUCAGACAAUGGACAGGUACAAAAAAGUACCAAAAAUAAAGUGAAACUCACCACAGAAGAAGUGAUAACGUUGUCAUCUGGGGUUAUGUUUUUUGUUUCGUUCUUUGUUGCAAUGACAGUAGAAAUCAAAGCUAAACACACCAUUUACAAACUGUUUGUGAAAUUUAUUAUGCAAAACACCGAAUGGGAAAUUGAUCCUUAUGACCAGCAAAAUGAUCCAACAUUUACUGCUCCUCAGUAUGUAUAAACAUAGAAUUUAUGACGAUGAUUACUUAAAAGCCUAUUUUGGAAGCAUUUACUCAACAAAUUGCACUCUAGUUCAUUCAAACUGAUACGAAAACAUAAUCUAUAAAAAAGUCUUCAUACCUGAUACUGUGGAGAGCUCUGGCUUCUUAAUCGCUUUUCUUUUUCUCUGCUUUCACAUUUAAAUACAAAUUUGUCUGAUGUUCAUAAAAUUCUAUCAUUUUUAUGUGUUAACAUUUGUAAAAAUAAUGCAUUAUUUUUCAAAUGUUUAUUACCAAUGGGUUGGAAUUUAAUUUGCUAUGAAUUAAUCAAAGGCAUUAAGUAGACCUUAUCUCAAAGUUAGAGUUGUUAUUACUACUACUAUUAUUUUUUUUUUUUUUUUAAUAGUGUGUUUAUAUUUUAGGAAAAUAACUUCAAUAAUUAAUUUGUUGAAUAAAUCACAAGAAUUGUUAUCCAGGAAUAUUUAAAGAGAUUGUUAGGGGAACUUAGUUCUCUUGGCAUUUUUUGUUAAGUUUUAUUUCCCUGAGUUGUCUGUUUCAUUAAGACAAACUUAGUUUUACUUAUUAUAACAGUUUAUUAUUAUUAUUUUACUAUUUCUAUUCUUAAGCCAUAUGUUUAUGAAAUAGAUACUGGGGAUAAUCCGAGGGAGCAUUUAGUUUUGGUAGCUUGCUAAUAGAUACUGGCCUGACUGAGAUGUUGUUAGUAAAAGACUAGCAAAUAAAAGACUUCCAAUAUGAUUUCUUUUUAGGUAGGGAGUAGAGAGAGGAGGAGGAUUAGGUCAGUGACUCAGCUAAACUAGUUGAGUCACUCAACUAAACAAUCCACUGGAAUAAAGGCUCUUGCUUAUUCCAUCCCACUCUGCUCUUACAAAACUAUCUUUAUGGCUAAAAGUGAAAUCAUACCUAAAGCCAUGUCUAUCUAUCUAUCUAUCUAUCUGCCUGUCUGUAUGUCCAUCUAUCGUUAAACAAAUUCUAGGCUGGUUCAUCCUUACAAUAAACCAUUAAACUCUAUAAUGUCCUUUUUAAAAGUGAACUCCUUCUCUUCUGACUUCAGUACAGUUCUCUAAUUUCUUCUUAGCCUCAAAGACUUUCUGAAAUCUUCCAAGAUGUGUUUCAGGUAUUUUGCUGCUAUGGGUUUGUUGAUCUCAUACUUGCCCUCAAAAUGGGUUCUUGAUGUUUCCCCCCACCCCACCCAAACUCUGUAAAAUCCUAUGGUGCCAAUAAUGAAGAAGGUUCAUGUUCUAAGUGUAACAAUUUAUUUCUGUGUUCAAGUGAGACUUGUCUGUUGACAACAUUGUGACUGAUUGGUGUGUUGUUGUGAUACACAAUUAAUUUGUUGAGCAAACAUUUAAAGUAUCUGAAGGACAUUCCAGAAGGAAAGUGUGUAAAGUCCUUUCAAGAAGCAAUAGAAGAAGGAAAGAGAGAACUGUAUUCAAACUAGAAAAUAUUUUAGAAUUGCCCCAACAUGGGAUUUAUUUUCUUCCACAACUGAUAUCAAGUCAGCCCCACCUCAUCUCUAUUCGCACGCAUUCUAGUCUGCUGUGAAUAGGAAACUGAUGGGGAAAUGUUUCUUUUUUUUUUU